Clarias gariepinus (North African catfish) is the source of this 1239-nucleotide messenger RNA. RefSeq names its product zona pellucida glycoprotein 3f, tandem duplicate 2 (gene zp3f.2). Gene Ontology annotation, cellular component: extracellular matrix. The record is from RefSeq and is a predicted model, not a curated record. Lineage: Eukaryota; Metazoa; Chordata; Actinopteri; Siluriformes; Clariidae. Gene Ontology annotation, biological process: positive regulation of acrosome reaction; egg coat formation; binding of sperm to zona pellucida. Gene Ontology annotation, molecular function: acrosin binding. The transcript is spliced from 10 exons. The coding region runs from base 56 to 1021 and encodes 321 amino acids.
UUAGCAUGUGCUACAAGGGAGGCUUAGCCUGCUAACUAACCAGCUCUUCAUAGCAAUGAUGCAUUUCAUUUGGCUGUAUUUCACUUUAAUAACUGCAGAAGUGGUGUUCUGCCAAGAAGCUAUUCAGGUGAAAUGCAGACCUCACUCGCUUGUAGUCACAUGGAGGGUUACUGAAAGCCUGGCUGAAACGCCUUUCAAACUUCUACUGGGUAACUGCUUUCCUUCCAAGUUCACACCUACAGCCGAUGGAGGAGGAGAAGCAGUUUUCCACUAUCAUUUCUCUAACUGCCGUUUCAGAAAAAAGGAAACACCUGAAGAGCUGAUCUAUGAAAAUGAACUGACUUUUAGGCCGUUGACGAAGUCGGAGUCUGCACGGCUUGUCUACCAUAUUAAAUGUGUUUCUGAAAGGCCAUUUCCAGUUGUAAAGCCUGCUUUUGGUGUCCUACAAGGUGAAGGAGAGUUGACUUUUCAUAUGGGUCUUUUAAACAGUGAUUUAAGUGGUCCAGCAUUAUCCAACUCCUUUGCUCUUGGCUCCUUUAUAAACAUUUGGGCAUCAGUAGCGCAGCAAGCUCAUCAGCCCCUGAUGCUGUUUCUGGAAGAGUGUGUCGCAUCAAACAGCCUAUCACUUGAACCACAGUCAUGGACAUAUCCUAUGAUUACUAACAAAGGAUGUCUUAUGGAUGCGAAGACUGGGUCUUCCAGAUUCUUGGCAAGAAAUCAGUCGUCAACACUUGUGCUUCAGCUCCAAACCUUCAAAUUUAUGGCAGAAAAAGAAGUCUACAUCCACUGCAAACUAGUGGCCUGGGACCCAGACGAUUUAAACGAAGAAAACAAAGCUUGCAAUUACAACAAAUCUACUGGAAUGUGGGAGCUUUUAGAUGACCCUUUCCAAAAUGAUCUAUGCCGUUGCUGUGAUUAUGACUGCAGUCAGCAGUUUACUGAUUCAACUUUAGCCUUAGAAUCCCAAGGUCCAACUCAAAGUGCUGUCCUAGGGCCGCUGCUUUUAACAUCACCCAUUUAGAGAAAAAGACUCAAGUGUCAAGACGUCUCCAUGAAUUGUUGCUGAACCAGUGACCCUGACGAUUUUAUGAUGGAGAUUAAAAGAAAAUCUUUGCUGGCGCUGACCCCUAAAAUGAAACCUGUUCUUUUGUGCUGUGUGCUCAAUUUUUAGAGAUUGCAUUUUGACACAAAAAGGAAUCGGGCUUCAAAGCCGCUUUUCAGCCCCAUAUUUUCAACUUC